AUUAAGGUCAGUUAAACAUUUUUUUGUAGCUUUUUACUAAUAGCGUAGUUACUACUAAAAGGAAUGCGUGUCUAUCUCAUAUUUCAACUAUGCGCUUAUCAGACUUCUCAGGGUGGUUACCUGGCAUCUAGGUCAACGAGCUCAUUACGUUCUAGGCUGCUCCAUCCCUUAUUGUCUAGGGAAAAGGACAGUGUUAAAACACAGGAGUCUUGUGAGCACCAGAACUAAUGAGGUCUGGGUCCUUAUUAAUGAACUUUGUGAUAGACGAGAAGAAUGCUCUUACCCUCAGAGAGAGCUCCCAGGUGGUCCCCUGCUCAUCCCCCGUAAUGACAAAAAUUAGCUUACCAUCCCCAAGCUCCUUCUCUUCAACUGCUAGCUGCUUUAUCGCCAUACAUAGGCUGGCCAUUUCUUGCCACUUAACUGUCAGGGGUGUGAAAUGCCUUGCCCCUCAAAUGGAUAUCUGUACAGAUAGCUAUGAGAGGUAUGCGUAUCUUGCCAAGCAUGUAUUAUGUGGGGUGUACCUUAUUACUUUGAAGUCUGUAUCAAAUUUCACUAUAAUGGGGCUAACAGGCCGCUUGUUUCGAUACUUUCAAGCAGAAAAAUAGGGGAAAUGCAUUAACUUUAAGGGGGGGUGGGUUUGGAGAUUUGUGUUGGUUUGGGUUUUUUUUAAACCAGGCUAUUAGUUAACCAGGCAUCUGGCAGUAUAAACAUUUGGUAUGUGAACAGAAAAGUUUUGUCAAGUGGUAGGAUUGCUUGAAUUUGGUCACAUCACAGAACACAUUUGAUGUCACACAGGAAAUACCCAGUACUCAGGGUCUGAUGCGUCAUGUUACAGGAGAUGCUUGAAGGUUAGUUGUGUGACAAGUGCCCAAUGGGUCAGAUGAUGGACAAGGGCUUAGGAAUACAGCCUUUGCCUGACAUGAUGAGAAGCUGUAUGGCACACAGCCAUAUGUUAUGAAACAAAAGUAAGAAAUCCCAACUCUAAUGAGCUAUCCACUGGAGUUUGGUUCUUGGUAAUCCACACAAAAGACAGACUGUAACUGGAAUCUUGUGGGAGUAAGUGGAGCAAAUACUAGGAGGGUCAUUCCCCAGCUUUCCUGAACUCCAGACCUACACAACACAUGUGUGCACCCACUGUGUUUUCUACCCUUUUGUCAAUAACUUGAUCAAAUAUUUAUAAAUAUAACUAUUGAUUAAUUCAUUUGGCUUUCUAGAAGAAAAAUUAAAACAAUUAGCAUGAAAUAAUUAUAAAUGCUUGUUAGCCUUGUUUAACAUACCAAGUUUUCACCGAAUUGUUAAGAUAUUUUGGAGGGCUCUAAAAUCAUCAACAGAUCCAGUAAAGUGAUAAAUUAGUACCAAAAAUAUCAAAUAAAGCAGGGGUUGGCUAGAAGAGAGAGGAGAAUUGAAUUUUUUAGUAUAUAUAUUUUUUAUUUGAGUGGAGGGUAAAUUAGGCUAAGCCAUAGCACAGUAUUCAUUAGUAUCUCCCUUAAUGAUGGACAAAAACAGUAGAGGUACACUGCUGAAAUUUGCUUUUAAUAAAAAAUAAGGAGACACUGCUAUUACAGAUUAGGAUUAGGAUGCACUGGAUGACCUGCAAACUGGAGUAGUGAGACAGUCCUGGGAUCUUAACUGUAAUGCUGUACAAAAAAUUUGAUAUCAGUGAAAGAAAAAUGAGAUCAAUCUGGAGUGGAUGAAGAGAAAACUGCAAGAAAUAAUAGGAAAACAAAAAUUCAGUCUUAUAAAUGGACCUUAGAAAGUCUGACAAUUGUUCAUCUUAAUAAAAGUUGAGAGAGGAUAUCAACACUGGAUAAUUAUAAAAGUGACUAAAUAUACAAAGGAAAAUUAAGUCAAAUGACAAUUUUGACAGAAGAACAGAGAUAUGUAAGCAUUAAUAAAUUGAUUGUAUAAUUUAAAAGUUUGCAGUCUUGGCACUGACGUACUAGGAUGGUCUUUCUGUGGAAAUAGUGGCAAUACAAGAAAACUCGCUGAAACAUAGAUUGCUUUUAAUAAAGUGAUUAUAUGAUGUCUUUGCCUGAAAUAGCAGAGAUGGACUUGAUGACAUUUUUCUGUGUUUAUUGUUCAAAGAUGAAUAUUACUGAAAUUCGUAAUUUUACCAAUAAAAAGCAAGUUGUAGCUUGGAGCUUGCUAAAUAAAUCACACUUAAAAGGAGAAAAACAUCUACCAUCUAUUAUCAGUUCCAGAAUUUUGUGAAAAGGUUUAGAUUUCCUUUAGAAGAAGUGUUACUUUACAUGAUGCCAAAUAAACUUUGAAAUUCACUCACUUUUUUUAAAGUUCAUUCAAAUACAGGAAACUAAUUGUACUGAAACAACUCUGCUUAUGAAGAUUCAUCCUUUCAAGGAACAGGCUUUCAAGUUCACAAGAAAAGGGUAUUCUAUAGAAUUCUGACAUACAGAAAAGCUUUGAUUUAUGGAGUUGCAUUUAUGAGGCCAUACAUUAUCAGAAUAAAUGGUGGUCUUGUUCUUCUGUAUUUCCUAGUUCCUCAGGCUUAGAAUGGAAGGAGUGAAUACGUGAGAUUGUCUGGCCAUGGGAAGGAGAAGAUGCCUGCUCCAAGGGUGCCAAUGCUGGCAGCAAGAUCAAUGGAUCUCUUCUAUUCCAGGAGACAUGGAGGUCUAUUUGUGUUUGGAGCUACCUGACUAGAUAAAGUAUAGAUCAGUCUACUUAUGAAAGUACUUCCCAUGAAGAAGACGGCCUGAUGGCUUAGUUUACCUCUGAAUGAGUCAUGUUAUCAGAUAAGCCUUUUCAUGAAAUUAAAAAACAAAACCAGUAUUUUUCUGGUUUCUGGACUUCCUUGGAAUUUUUUGUCCCCUUCUUUGUCGAUUCAGGUGGGCCGUUAUCUCUUCCUAAUUUUAAUUGGAACUGUGGAAGCAAGAUCCUGCAAUAGAAAAACCUUCGAGUGUUUCCUUAAGCUUUAAAAUAGGCAAGCUUGAAAUUUGCAAUAAGGGCAGUUAAUGCAUCUGUAGCAGUAUAAAUACCUCUUUAAAUAGGUGUAAAUAAAAUAUACUCAUGUUUGAAGGGAGUUUUUUAUGUUGGCAAAGUGGAGUAAAAUAUUUUUAUUGUAAAAAAAUAGAGAAGGCCAACUUACCAUACAAACAAUACACUUCCGUAUAGGGAUUUUCACCAGAAAAACUUGUCUGCUGAAAGGGAGAUUGCACUGUCUUAAAUCUGUUCUGAAGCCAGCUAGUUUAUGCCACUGUAAAUGAAAUUCACUGUGUGCAGCAUAAACUUUAGGCAAACGUACAGCUUCCUAGCAAGCCUAGAGGUACAAGAUAAAAUCAGUACCAGUUGACUGAACACUCAAAGUUCUUCUGUCACCAAAGCAUCUUUAAAUGAGCCUGUUUCAGCCCUAGCAAUGAUUAGGCCAGGCUGUCAGUGUUUGUUUGUAUUCUGUUAUUUUGGUCUGGAGACCCUAAUGGGAAUUCACUUAGCAAACAGUAUAGUAGAUUGUAUCUCCCUUCCUCUAUAAACUGUAGAAGGACCAUUGGUCUGCUUUGAGUCUGGGGGUUUGUAGUAUGCAGAUGAGCCUUUUGGAAUCUAAAAAUAUGUAACAAAUUUUUCAUUUCCAUCUUCUUUUUACAUGAAACUGUAAGAGUUUGGGGUUUUUUUGAGGGUAGGCCUAGGAAUAGUCUUUCUCUUAAAUAACCAUUAAGAGCUUUAACACAUUCCUGGGUGUGCUUCCUGUGGACUUUAUUGAAGAAAUUCCUACAGGAACAGGUUGAAGAAACCAUGGCCAAUCAACGGGAUUACAUUAGCAGACCUAUUUGCAAUGGAAUUUCUGUUCCUGAAAAUAAAAUCAAUUCCUUAGUGGCUGAAGGUCAUGGACAGCAGAUUCUAAAAGUACUACAAAAGUUCAGAGAACAAAAUAUAUUUUUUGACUUUAAAAUUCUUGUGAAAGAUGAAAUAAUUCCUUGUCAUCGUUGUGUACUGGCAGCGUGCAGUGAUUUUUUCAGAGCCAUGUUUGAAGUUAAUAUGAAAGAACGAGAUGAUGGCAAUGUUACUAUUAGUAAUCUAUCACCCAAGGCAGUGAAAGCUUUUCUUGAUUAUGCUUACACAGGAAAAACAGAGAUAACAAAUGAUAAUGUGGAAAUGCUCUUCCAACUGUCGUCAUUUCUUCAGGUUUCACUCCUUUCCAAAGCUUGCAGUGACUUUCUAAUAAAAAGUAUCGAUCUUGUGAAUUGCUUACAGUUGCUUUCUCUAUCAGAAAGUUAUGGUUCCGUCCGCUUAUUUGAUCAUGCGCUAGAUUUUGUACAGCACCACUUUUCCUUGCUGCUGAGAUCAAGUGAUUUUUUGGAGAUGAAUUUUGAGAUAUUACAAAAAUGUCUCGAGGCUGACGAACUAAAUGUCCCCGAGGAAGAAUCAGUGUUGAAAGCUGUCCUUCAGUGGACCAAACACAACGUAGAAACACGACAGAAAUAUCUGCCUAAUUUGAUUAAAAAAGUGAGACUGCACCAGUUACCUGAAAAGACUUUGCAGGACUUUCUACAUUCUGAAGAACACCUACUUAAGAGUGCUGAUUGCUCAGUAAUAAUCAAUGAUGCGGUUAAAAGUGUGCAAAACUUUAGCGGACUGUUUCCAGAUGCACGUCCUUCAACAACAGAAAAAUACAUAUUUGUUCAUAAAACUGAUGAAGAUGGAGAAAACAGACAUACAUUCUGCUACAACAUCAAAACAGAUAAAUGGAAAGAACUACCACAUACGCACAUGAUUGAUCUUCCAGGGUCAAGCUUAUCUAGUUAUGGAGAAAAAAUAUUUAUAACUGGAGGAUGCAAAGGGAAUUGUUAUAGGACUGUCAGGCUUCAUAUUGCUGAACCAUUUCAUGAUGCCACUGACCAAACGUGGUGCUACUGCCCAGUCAGUAAUGAAUUCUCCAUAGUGUCAGCUAUGAAAAAACCAAGGACGAUGCACACAUCUGUUGUAACCUUAAAUCAGCUGUUUGUAAUAGGUGGAAAGACCAGGGGAGCUCAAGAAACUCGAAGCCUUUUGGAUGUAGAAUCCUAUAACCCUCUUUCCAAAGACUGGAAAUCUGUAAGCCAAUUACCAAGAGGUAUCUACUAUCCAGAAGCAAGCGCAUGUCAGAAUAUAAUUUAUGUCCUUGGCUCAGAAGUAGAGAUUACUGAUGCCUUCAAUCCGUCUCUUGACUGUUUCUUCAAGUAUAAUGCUAUGACUGAUCAGUGGUCUGAGCUUGUAGCAGAAUUUGGGCAGUUUUUCCAUGCAACUCUAAUCAAAGCUGUUCCAGUGAACUGUACAUUGUACAUAUGUGAUCUCUCCACCUACAAGGUCUACAGCUUUUGCCCAGAAACUUGUGUUUGGAAAGGGGAAGGAUCUUUUGAAUGCGCUGGCUUUAAUGCAGGAGCAGUUGGGACAGAAGACAAAAUUUACAUAUUAGGUGGUGAUUAUGCUCCAGAAGAAAUCACAGAUGAAGUUCAAGUCUACCACAGUAGUAGGUCUGAGUGGGAAGAAGUUUCACCAAUGCCAAGAGCCUUAACUGAGUUUUACUGUCAGGUCAUUCAGUUUAAUAAAUACAGGGACCCCUGGUCAUCUGUACUAACAAUUUGCUCUGGAGAAUUUUGAAACUCCUGAGUCAAAAGAAUCUAUUUAAAUGCACAAGUUUUAGAACAGAUUUUUAGGUAUUAAUUUACAGAUGGAAAAAUAUGUACUAUUUUAUUUAAAUCUUCAGUUUAAACUGUAUGCUAUAGAAUUGCUUUUGGAAGAGUCCAUUAAAUUGUCAUUCAUGCUACUCAUUAUAUAGAAAGUAUUAAUUUUAUAUGCAAGUCUUCUCUGUAAUUAUCUGAAUAAUUUGCAAAAUUAUAUUACUUCUCAAAAAAGCAUAGUCAUGAGGAAUUCAUUGUGUAAUAUGUGCCAUUAUUUCUGUAAUAUUCACAGUCGUCCCAGUAGACAAAUUGCUGAGUAAGAAAACUGACUGUGAUACUGUUUUCCCUAUGUAACUGAAGUUUAAAAGAAGUUUACAUUAGUGGUGUUUUAGUUAGGGUUUUUAUAUUCAUGAAUAUAUUCAUAUUCAGGAAUUCAUUGUCAGCUUUAUCUUAUCAGAAUGACCUUAGCAAGGUCAAGAGCCAAAGUGACCUUCACAGCAUUAAACCCAGGUAUCUAACUUGAAGAGACUGAUAAUUCCUGUCAUCUUACUUCAGCUCUUCGGUUUUACCACUUUUUCUCCAUCCUUGUGCCUUAGUAGUAGCUGUACUUUCUGUUUUCAUCUCACCAAGUGUGGCAAGAUAAACUUUGAUAACAUACUGCACAGUGAGCAAGAUUUCUACAGGAUGAAUGAUUCAUGUGGUAUCUUUGCGUCAGUCAUACUGUUAACUAAAGAAAAAACACUUCAGGAUAUUUUCUAACAGCAGUCUUCCACCUCUGAAGUCUCCAGUGCUACCUACUAAGCAGCCACUAAGCUGCUUACAGCAGCAAGCUGUAUAUAAACUUCAGUUAGUUGCUUUGGUUAACUAUGGGAAAAGUUUGUAUCUUGUCAUACAUCAAAUACAAAGUUAGUUACAAAAACAAAAAAAAUCCCCCUAUUUAAAGUCAAAGUAAAUAGUAUUUCUGAGGUGAAAGAAUGCCUUUUUUUUUUUUUUUUUUUUUUAAACUUCUAUAGUGGUUUAAAUGAAUUAAAAUAUUUUAUCUUGUACUCCAUGGCAAAUUUAAGUGUUAAAUUAAUACUUGGUAAACACUACACAAUAUAUUGCUUGAUAAACUUUCAGUACUUAUCUAUUAUAACGUUAAAAUCGUAAUGGACUUUUAGGAUUAAUACUAGUCUAGGCAUACAUUAUGAAGUAAGUUUGCAUACAGAGUGGGACCUAUGUCUGACAGGAGGACACUGAAAUUAGCUAAGUUUCUUCAAUUCAUCUGUAAUCUCCACAGCCUGAGAAUUUUGUUUCUUACCAGCUAUUUGAAUAAGAUAUCAGGAGCAAGUACUGUUUAAGCAGUAAGGUAAUCUUAUUCCAACAGAGUAGUUCUAAACAUCUAAGCAUAUCAUUUCCAAGCAGUUUAAAAAUGAACAAAAUCUAGUGAGGUAUCUAAAACAUCUUUCAUAUGGUUUGAGAUGACUGUGGUAAGUUCAUCAUCAUAUCACUACUGCAUGUACUUUUUGCAAAACUCUAGCUCAGUAUUAAUGCUUAAAGCUUAAUAUUGCCUAGCAAUAUACCUCUUUUAAACAGUAAACAAUGGAAAGUUCCAAUUCUGUGAUAGACUCUAUAAUUUGUUAUCAGAUACCUUUAUAAACUUAGAAAACUUUCACUAAGCAUUUUCAUAAGGAUGAAAAUGAAAACGAUGCACAUUUUGAGAACAUAUUAAUAGAGUGGAGUCCUCUCACUCAAUAAUUUAUUUGCAUUAAGAUGUCUGUCAGUUUUGUAGAAGUAAAUAGCUGCUUGUUACAGUAUUUCAGGCAACUUCCACAUUUAUUUUGCUCUUUUCGUAGUGAGUUUCCAAAUCAUAACUACAGUUAGCUAAGUAACCUUUACAAUCACCAUACUGAAAUGCAAGGUUUUUUUAUAUUGGAACAUGACUACUUUUUGUUAGUGCAAAGCAAAUGUAUUGAAUAGUUUAGGAGAGAUGGAGAAUACUAUUCCUGCUUGCUGAAACAGUAGGAAAAAAAUAGACCUAGGGGACAAUAGUUUUAGCAUUAAUAAAGCUACUCAAAGCAGCAGAGACUUCAUUACCAUUAAUUAUUGCGACAUGUCACUUCAUUGCAGUACAAAGCCCAAUUCUUCUUUGCUUAUGUUUUUGUGUUGUUUUUAGACCUGAGUAAUAGGAGAGUACAAUUUAUGCAACGAGUAACAUAUUAUGCCCAUAGCACAGGGGUAUAAAUAGCUAUGCAAAUUGGAAGAGGCAAGAGAAUUGUGAGGUUUUUUUAAUUGCCAUUAUCAUGACCAAAUUGCUGGGCCAUGUAAACAACAAAUCAGUCAGAAAUUCAGGUGAUCCUCUUUCCUCUAAGUUUUUCCUUAGAGCAAUUUUUUUUGGCAGUCUUCCGUCUACACUUGCUAUGUGUAGAAGCCUCUGGCACAUGACAUCAGGCAUAUUUAUGACAUGGUAAAUUACUCAGUAUAUAUAGUGAAAAAUAAAUGAAGCUUAAUUUGGAAAAUAGGCAUGGUUCUUUAAUAUCCUAUGCUACAUUUGCACAGGAACUAAUGUCAGUUCCCUAUCUGACAAAUCGUUCAUGGAUUUCAAAUAGAGUUGACCUCUCUUACUCAGUAAUCGGGAAAUAACGCUGUAGUGUCAGUCACUUUAUACCGUUGCUUACAGAAAAGUUACUGGGAAAUAGUACUAAUUUUCUUCAGUUACGUAGGUAAGCCUGUAUUACAACUCUCACAGAGGAAAAAAGGUCAUUUGCCACAAUUCCACAUACAGAGAGUUAAAUCUCAUAGCAGUACAGAGUGCAGAAGAAGCUGUGUCAGACAGUCAUGGUUAAAAACAAGCUUUAUGAUAGAAUUAAGGGCCUAUGUUCCAAAUUCUGUGCUUAAUUGCUAAUGAUGUGAGAAAUCUCAGCAAAGUCAACUACACUACUCAGAAGAAUAUGGAUUACUUGCAAUGAGUAACUGCUGUAAGUCUGGAUCAGAUAGAUUUUUCAGUCUAUGCAGCUGUUAUGCAGUUCAAAAAAUGUCACAAAAUUAGUGCAAAGCAAGUUCUACAUCUUUUCUGACUUUUCAAAGCUCACAUUAUUUUAUGAAAGGUAUCUUCCUCUAAAAAUAGUCCAGGACUAGGUUAAUGAUUACCUAUGUUCUCAAUGAAGUAUAGUUAGAUGUUUAAAACAUACAAAUUGCAUGCAAAGUUAUAAUCCACUAUUUGCACUUAAACAAUGUAACCAAAACAUUUCUAAUAGUAUUCUAUGUCACAGGACACAUUAUAAGCAUGACCAGUAUAAUAUACAUGAAGAUAAUAUAUAUUGUAUGUGGUAUUUUAAUAUCCGGUAAUGAUUAUAUUGGAUAAUCUUAAUUUUUAAAGAAUGCUAUGAAAAUCCUAUGGCACUUUGGUAAUGUUAUCACACUGGUUUAGUUGUUAUAAUAAAUAUCAAUUAUUCAGGUGUUUAUAUUGAUUAUGUUUGCACAGACCUGAUGAUUACUCUAUUAUUUAUGUACUAAUGAAUUUAUUUUCUAUAUUCUAAAUACAUCUGUAGUAGUAACUCAGUUUACUGCAGUUAAAAAUUCAUUAUAUUCACAAAAUGGAGUAGAUUUACUGGGUCAGGUUUAUUUCUGGUAUUACUCCAUGAAGAAAGCUGUAUACCUCCUCUGAUUAGUAGUAGAUAGUAGGUAAGGUAGAGGCUAUAGAAUGUGCUGUCUGCAAGUUCAUAAUGUGGAGCCUAAUUUUAGAUGUUUCUGUCUGUAGGUGACCAACAGGAGGCAGCAUAUGAUCUAUUUUAAUUAAAACAGGCUGAAACCAGGGAUGUAUUUGACUAUAGCUGAACAUUAUGCUCAAUUUACAUUUUUUCCCUUUUAACAUCCAAUAAAGCAUAGAGAUCAGUAACAUGUUGCUGCUGCCUGGGCUCUGCUGGUAUGUGGAAAGUACGAUGCUACAUGUUUGCCGAGAUGUUCAUUCUUUUGCGAAAUAAAAGCACUGAGCAACUGAA
This is a messenger RNA of Strigops habroptila (Kakapo), 9589 nucleotides long. RefSeq names its product kelch repeat and BTB domain containing 3 (gene KBTBD3). The record is from RefSeq and is a predicted model, not a curated record. The transcript has 3 exons. The coding region runs from base 3745 to 5589 and encodes 614 amino acids. Gene Ontology annotation, molecular function: protein binding. NCBI's taxonomy places the organism in Eukaryota, Metazoa, Chordata, Aves, Psittaciformes, Psittacidae.